CUCACGAGCAAAAUUUACAAAAUAUCUGCGCAAAUACGUUCUAGAUGUAAUUUUUUAGUUUUUAAAUGUUCAAAAAUAAAAGUUACUAAAAAAAACAUGCUAUUAUUAUGACACAAAUAAUAUUGUAAACUUUAAAAAAAUCACAUGAUGAAAACGUUUUGUUGAAGUGUCCGAAAGUUGCUCGUCCCAAAUAUUGUGCCAAACGUUUGACAAUUAUUGUUAUUUUGCGAGCGAAGUUUGUGUAAUUUUCAAAAUAUUUGAGAAAAAGAUCGGAAGAUCGAUAAGUAGAUGUAGCAACAACCCACAAUGAGUGGCGAAGGCAGGGAGGAUGGUUCCGUGAAGAAAGAGCCAGAUACUGAUCCAGACACUGGCUAUGCAAUCCUCACUGAUGAGUUCAUCAGGACAGCCUUUGAAUCACUGGAUGGCAGCAAUCCUGGUGUUUCUGGAUUAACCCAGGAAGCCGCAGAUGCCCUCAAUCAGGAUGUUUGCUAUAGGAUCCGGGAGUUGACCCAUUCGGCGGCGCGGCUGAUGCGCCACUCGGGCCGGCGCCGUCUGACCCACUCGGACAUGACGCGCGCGCUGCGCUGGUACGGCGCGCCGCCGGUGCUGGGCCACAGCACGCGCCGGCCGCUGGCGCUGCUGCCGCUGUCCGACGCCGGUCUGUGGGUGGCCGAACAGCGCGACUGUGACCUGGCGCAGCUGGCGCUGAGCGCCGACCCGCCGCCGCCGGCGCCGCCCGCCGAGCCGCCGCUCUCAGUGCGCUGGCUGGUGGUCGAGGGUCGGAACCCGGACGUAAAGCCGGACCCCGACCGGCCGGUCGGCGGUCUGAAUGCCGUCGAGCUCGACUACUACGAGCAGACGACCCGCGCGCUGUUCGGCUCGAACCUGGAGCUGCUGCAGAUGGCGCUGCACGACCUGGAGACGUCUGGCCGGCUGGCGCCGCUGCUGCCGCACCUGCUGCGCUGCCUGCUGCAGGCCAUCCGACACCUGACGGCCCGACCCGCCUGGCUGCACCGGCUGCUGCGCGCGCUCCAGGCGCUCACCCGGAACACAUCGCUCAACCUCGGCUGUAAACCCAACCUGAACCACAUUGCCAGUGCGCUGGUGUUUUGCGCCAUCGAGGGCCAGCAGAAGGCGCCUGAUCCGUUGGUGGACGCCAUCUGUGUCAAGGAGUUCUCGGCGCGCCUUCUGGCUCAGCUGGUACACAAGUGGACCACGCCGGUGAACCAGCUGCCCGAGCAGAUCGCCCGGACCCUCCACGACGUGGUACAGGACCGACGGCGGAUCCUGCGGCAGCAGUACGGAGCCAUCACCGCGCUCACCUACAUGGGGCCAGAGGCCAUACUGAGGUACCUAUGUCCGCUGCUGCCGCAGUACGUGCCGGCCAUGCAGGAGGUGCUGAGCGCGCCCCAGCUCGACCUGCCCACGCGGAUGGACGCCAUGCGAGUGCAGGCGGCACUGGCGCUGGCCAUUCAGCACUACCUGCGUCACAAGGCGCUGGAGUUCGCUGAUGACCCGGACUCGGCCGGCCCCGGUCCGCCGCCGCUGUUCAUAUACCAACUCUGGGCAGACCUGUGUGACGGCCUGGCCGCCGCGCCGCCGCCGGCCUCCUGUGUGGCCACGCUGGCCGCCCGUCGGCCGCCCCCUCCUCCACCAGCACCGGUCGGCGGCUGCGCGGGGCUGUGGCCGCCGGGCAGCCGCCGGCCGCGCGGCGCCUGGCUCCAGCUGGUCCGCGUCCCACCUGCCCGGCGACGGCCGCUGCCGCCGCGCGCCGCCGUCUUCCAGGGCGCGCCGCUGCGGCAGCGCUUCCCCACCAUCUACUUCAGCUUCAUCGGCGCCUCGCCGCUGCCGGAGCACCUGCUGCGUCGUGUCCAAUUCCCCCGCUCGCACCCGAUCGCCUCGCAGGCGUCCCGGGACGCGCGGCCGCGGCGCGGCGGUCUGCGGCGCUGGCCGGCCGGCGGGACGCACGUGCAUCGCUCCGGUCGGCUGGACACGUUUCUCUGACCCCGCCGCCGCCGGCGCUAGGAUAGUAUUUAUUGAGUGGAUGUGUACGUGACGUGUGUGUGCGUGUGUGAUAGACGGUUGGAGGGGCUCACUCCGUCCACGUGACUGGCAUCCUCUAACUAGUGUUUGGCUGCCUGUCCUCGCUGGUUCUCAGAGGACUCAAUACUGCCGUGGCUGCUUGACUGAAGUCCAGGACUGACCCUGUCGUUGGUUAUCCUCACUCCCAGAGCUCCCGAUACGAGGGUAUGCGUAUCAUAUCUGUUUUGCUCCUCGGAUCGGCUGGCCGUCCGUGGUAAGGCUGUUUGACAACAGUCACUAAUGUUCCGACGCUACGGCGCGCUCUCAUCGUGCGCCUGUACCUUUUGUAGAGCGUGGUUUCCCAGUGCCACCAGUAUCGUGUGUUCUGCAAGUGCCAGGAAGUUCUUUCCAUCGCCCGACGACCGCAAGUGAUUUGUGUGCUACAGAGCCGGGUUUUCUGUAAGUUUGUUAGGAAUUGGAGCCGUUUAAGGUGUGUUUCGUCGUAUCUGCGUAUCUCGGCGAGUGUCGACUGUUCUGAGCAUGCCAACAGAGCAGCGGGUCCCUUGCAGUAUGCCUAAGGCAUGACAAGCCAUUUGCACUGUAUGCCUUGAAUACAUAUGCAGCGAUUGUG
Molecule: messenger RNA, 2653 nt
Organism: Amphibalanus amphitrite
Lineage: Eukaryota; Metazoa; Arthropoda; Thecostraca; Balanomorpha; Balanidae
Product: TAF6-like RNA polymerase II p300/CBP-associated factor-associated factor 65 kDa subunit 6L
Exons: 9
Coding region: 307-2004 (565 amino acids)
Biological process (GO): RNA polymerase II preinitiation complex assembly; transcription initiation at RNA polymerase II promoter
Cellular component (GO): SLIK (SAGA-like) complex; transcription factor TFIID complex; SAGA complex
Molecular function (GO): transcription coactivator activity; protein heterodimerization activity; RNA polymerase II general transcription initiation factor activity
Source: RefSeq, a predicted model, not a curated record